Molecule: messenger RNA, 7742 nt
Organism: Betta splendens (Siamese fighting fish)
Lineage: Eukaryota; Metazoa; Chordata; Actinopteri; Anabantiformes; Osphronemidae
Gene: map2k7
Product: mitogen-activated protein kinase kinase 7
Exons: 12
Coding region: 121-1440 (439 amino acids)
Biological process (GO): protein phosphorylation
Molecular function (GO): protein kinase activity; ATP binding
Source: RefSeq, a predicted model, not a curated record
AGAGCGCGCGCGCGCGCGUGCACGCCCACCAGUCGGUCAGCGUGCUGCUGGCCCUGCCCGCCUGCCAGAGAGGGGAGUCGCGAGCGCUGCUGGGAACUACAUGGUGCUCAAUUUUUCAAGAUGUCGUCGCUGGAACAGAGGCUGUCGCGGAUCGAGGAGAAGCUAAAGCAGGAAAACGAGGAUGCUCGCCGGAGAAUCGACCUCAACAUCGACAUGAGUCCACAGCGGACACGUCCUAGGCCGAUCAUCGUGAUCCAGCUCAGUCCUGCUCCAGCCCCCUCCCAGCGUGCAGCGCUCCAGCUGCCACUGGCCAACGAUGGAGGCAGUCGUUCUUCGUCUUCAGAGAGCUCUCCUCAGCACCACCCCUACCCCAGCCGCCCACGACACAUGCUCACCCUGCCCACACCUCCUUAUGGCCUACAGAAAAGUCUAGAGAAUGCAGAAAUUGACCAGAAAUUGCAGGAGAUCAUGAAACAGACAGGUUACCUUAAGAUCGACGGCCAGCGGUAUCCGGCAGAAGUGACAGACCUGAUCAGUGAGGGGGAGAUUGGCAGCGGGACAUGUGGACAGGUCUUCAAAGUCCGGUUCAAGAAGACGGGUCAUGUCAUAGCUGUCAAACAAAUGCGCCGCACAGGAAACAAAGAUGAGAACAAGAGGAUCUUGAUGGACCUGGAUGUGGUGCUGAAGAGCCACGACUGCCCUUACAUCAUCCAGUGCUACGGUGCCAUUGUUACUAACACAGAUGUAUUUAUUGCCAUGGAGCUGAUGGGAACAUGUGCUGAGAAGCUGAAGAAGAGAAUCCAAGGCCCCAUUCCAGAGCGAAUCCUGGGAAAGAUGACUGUGGCAAUAGUUAAAGCGCUGUUGUACCUAAAGGAGAAACACGGCGUCAUCCACCGGGAUGUCAAACCCUCUAACAUCCUCCUGGACGCUAAAGGUCAGAUAAAACUGUGUGACUUCGGUAUCAGUGGAAGACUUGUCGAUUCCAAGGCUAAAACCCGCAGCGCUGGCUGUGCGGCCUACAUGGCGCCUGAAAGAAUAGAUCCUCCAGAUCCCACCAAACCCGACUAUGACAUCCGAGCAGAUGUGUGGAGCCUCGGCAUCUCCCUGGUGGAGCUGGCCACAGGCCAGUUCCCCUACAAGAACUGUAAGACAGACUUUGAAGUUCUGACCAAAGUGCUGCAGGAAGAUCCUCCUUUGCUGCCUCUUAGCAUGGGAUUCUCCCUUGACUUCCAGUCAUUUGUCAAAGACUGCCUUACAAAGGAUCACAGGAAAAGGCCAAAAUACCACCAGCUUCUGGAGCAUAGUUUCAUCCGCCGCUAUGAGGUGCUGGAUGUGGACGUGGCGGGUUGGUUCCAGACGGUCAUGGAUCGCACCGAGUCACCUCGCAGCAGUCAGUGUUACAGCCAUCAGCACCAGCUCCACUCGCUCUUCAGUAGGUAGCCUAGCCUAGCGCGGCGUUAGCUUAGCUCUACGCUAGUCUAGCCUACCUUUAGCUUUGCCAAGCCCAGACACGGUCUGUUUUAGUCUGGCCCAGCGUCAGCAGCUAAGCUCAACGUUAGACCUAGCCGUUAUUCAUCUGUCCACCGGAGCACCCGAAGAUCGCCCAGAGAGACUUGCGACUAGAUGGAGAACUCUGGAUGAACAGAUGGAGUGACGGACAGAGAUGGACUGAUGGAUGUUUGACACGUGGUUCUUUUUAUCAGUGUGUUGACUGUGGACAGACAGACGGGGAGGGCAGAAAAAGGUGAACACUGCAGUUAGCGCUUUGAUUGACGCACUGUUACAUCUCGUCACACUAUCAUAUCACGUCACACCAGCGCGUGUGUAACAGCCACACACUUCAGUACAAACUUAUAUUUAACGUUUUUUACUUAUUUGUUAGUAUGCUAACUACACGUCUGUCUCCAACACUGAUCCAUCAGUUGGAUCAGUGGUCAACAGAGUAGUCACUACACACUGGAACGAAGCAUCUGCUACAUUAGCAAACAUUACCUGCUCUUGUACAUAAACAUUAUUAGGACACAUCAAUGUCCGUUGCAAUUAUGAUUCUUCAGGAGUUCCUUCUAUUACACAUUCUCAGGCUGUAUCUGUGUGUGUGUGUGUGUGUGUGUGUGUGUGUGUGUGUGUGUGUGUGUGUGUGUGUGUGUGUGUGUGUGUGUGUGUGUGUGUGUGUGUGUGUGUGUGUGUGUGUGUGUGUGUGUGUGUGUGUGUGUGUGUGUGUGUGAAUGAACAUCACUGUGUGUGUAUUAAAUUUCUCAUGUCUUCUCACACUACACCUCUAACACACAAGAACAAAGUAAUCAGAUGGCAAUGUGGCAAUGUUUAACAUUUAGGAUAGAAUUACUCAAUAUAACGCCCACACAUUAUUAGUGUCAUUUUUUCUAUUUAAAAACUGCAUAAUUGGAAAAAUAAUGCAAAAUAAUAACAAAAAAAUUAGUGCUGCAUUUUAUCUUUGUAGAAAGGUGUUUUUUGUGUUUUCACAAAGGUGAAUUGGUUGAAAUAAAAGGGUAAAAUGUCGGUUUAGCAGAACAUUUGAGAAGGUGUAUGAAGGGAGUCGUUUGGCUGUUGGUCAGUAGUGAAGGACUGAAUAACUGAGUCACUAAGUGCUUUGUUUAUUGAGACAAGGAGCUUAUCUCAUACAAAGAAUAUGACUCAGCUAGAUCUUAUUACCUGUGGAGCUUUUCUCUGUUCGUCUACCUCUUCCAUUUCGUCCACCUGUCUGCCUCUGCUGUUUGGUAUGAUGCAGUGCUCCAUAGUGUUUCCAGACCAAAGGCUGUUUAGGAUGUUGGAGGCUGCUCUGCAAGAUGUUGUAUGUUAGGACAGAACACAGUGGAUUCUGCGUAUUUUAUGAACCUAAGGCAGAGGUUUCAAACAGCUGGCUGGGGUCAUUAACGUUACCCUUUCCCUCUUUGUGUUUGUAUUCAUAUGCAAGGAAUCCCUUCACUUAGCUUUUGAUUUUUAUUAAUAAUGUCUUCAUUGCAUGUAAAUUAGAAGUUAAACAGCACUAAUAAGAAAACUGAGAAGACAGUCAGUACAAGCUGAGUCACUCUUAACAAACUGGAGAAAUGAGUGUGUAGCAAAAAUGACAGAGCUCCAGGAGAAAACAGUAAAACCUUGAGCUCUAGUGUAAAGUAAUAGAACAGUAUAAUUAAUGUUUUUCUUAACAGUCUUAACCAGAGAAUAUUCUAUUCACUAUUUAGAUAAGAAACCUUUUUCGAACAAUGUAAAUCAUUAUCAAAAUGUUGUUUCAGAUACUUUUCUGACAGUCAAUUAAUCAAAUAAUUGUAGAUACCGAAUACUGGCAGCAGACUUGGAGAUGUUCCUCAGCUGCACAGUGUGUGUAGUUGAUCUCUAUACUGUGUAUGUGACCCCAGCCCUCUUCAACAGGUGGCCCCCAUGUCAUUCGACCUUGAAACGUUUGCUCGAAGGCACACGCCUCAACAUUUGCUUGAAGCUAUCAUGCAUAGAUGUGCUUCAUGAGCACAGGUCUACUGAGUUACAGAAUCCCACUGGCUUCUCUGCUGCGGGGCCACAGCCAAAGCCUCCCCAGCACGCAGCAAACCAAAUCACCGCUAGACACAGAGAGGUGAGGGAGACGAGGGAAGUGUGAGAGAGACGGAUCCGGGCAUGUUGUCAGAGUUGGACAUAGAGUGAUGAUAGGAAAGGAAGGGAGGGAGGGAGUCAGGUGAGAGGAAAGACGGGGAGAAUCGUGAGAUGGGAGGUCAAAGAAAGUCAGAGAUGGGAAACAGGAAGUUAAGUGAUGAAGGUGAUGAGUCUCAUCAGGUUCUAACAGGACUGUGGAGCUCUGAGAAGUUGUUCAUUGUAAAAAGCUUUCAUGGUGUUACGCCAGCCUGUCCGUUUGAUUCUGAAGGUGUCGUAGCACGUUUUUAUGCUAAAGUUCUGUUGGAGCUGUUAUUUAUUACAUUUUACUGCUGCUACCUUGUAUUGCUUUAGACGCUGCUGUCACCUCUUUUCCCCAAAGGACAAAUACUUUAUUUCUUUUUCGUCAAAGCCAAAUAAGUGAAAUAAUGCAAUGUCUGUGUGUGUUUGUGUGUGUGUGUGUGUGUUACCAAAAAACAGAAGAGCAAGUGUGAAGAGGGCAAAAGCAUGUGAGAGGUGGUGAAACAGAUCAGAUGAGUAGAGUGAGGUCACCUACACAGAAACACAUACCUCACCUGAAGCGUAGCCCUGUGUGUACAGGAAGUAGUUAUCACAUGUAUCACAUCGUCACACUACAACUGUACAGAGUCAAUGUGGGGGGGGGGGGGUCUGUCUGUCUGUCUGUCUGUCUGUCCUGAGCCUUUUCUCAGUCCAUCCAUCCCUCCGUCUGUCCACAGAUCAAACACAAGCUUGACAACCUUGACCGUCGCACCAAAGGUGUCCACAAUUUAAAUAUACAAAAGAGCCACCUUGUUAUUGUUCUGACUAUUGUUAUUGAUAUUAUAAUUGAUUACUCUUGGCUAUGGUAUAUAUGCUCUCUCUAUAGCUAGUGGGAGAGCGGACGUGUAUGUGGGGGUGUUCUAGCGUAGCAGUGCCAUGUGUGUCGUAUGCUAAACAGGGGAGACUGGUGGACUAACACACGACAAAAGCCAAGCAGAAAAACCUGCCGACUCAUCUUUCUUUGUGAAUCCAACUCACCUGGUCUGUGUCAGGAAUUCAGCUUGGCUCGGCUAAGUGUUCAUGUAGCUCAGCUGGCCGAUAGGAUUUUACUGUGAUGCCGUGUCUUGUCCUGUAGACAACCCAAUUUAUAACAGUUGCUAUGUCAGAGAGAACAAUGAACAAGAAGCCUUUUUAGGAAUACUGUUUUUUAUUGUCCAUGUGUAGCCUUUUUAAUGUCUCUAGUUUCAAGUAGUGGCCAGCCUGCUGUGGACAGGCCUCAAUAAGUCCAGUAGAAGUGCUCCAGAAAAGCAGUCUGAAGCCUUGGCUGCUGCUGCUGCUGCUGCUUGACACAGGCCCUGUGAGCAGACGUUGGUAUGAGUUGGCACCGCUUCGUUAGCUUAGCGUUUGUCCACUUUUAAUCUCCAGGACGUGACCUGGAACUGAUUUGAAGCUGCUGUUGGGUUUCCCGUUGUCCCGCUCCCAGGGCCGCUCGGGGUGCGACUGCUCAGCCUCCCUGCUGCACCUCUGUGUAACCUGAAUCUGGUGCUUAGCGUCCAUCAGCUGUACUGCACUGCCAGCGCAGCCCGAGGGGUUUGGCGUUAACACACUAUUUGUGUGUGUGUGUCAGCUGGACCCAGUCUCCCACUGUCAAAGUUCUGUCAUAAAGCUGAUGUGUAUUUUAUUACAUGUGCACACACACACACACACACACACAUUCACUCCUGACUGUGCUGUUGUAUGGUGUGUUGUAUGUUCCACUCAAACACCUCGUUCAAACACACACACCAAAUGUACAAAGUUCUCCCAAUCAGUGCUGGCUGCUGCCAACAAGUGGCUUUAUGACUUUAUGUGUAUAUUAGCUGCCAGGCACGAGGCGUCAGAAAGCUAGUUCACAGCGAGAACCUGCAUCGUGCCUGGCACCGAGCGUGUGCGUGCGUGUUCGAUGACCCCAUCUGUAAGUAAACCAAAUAUCAUUUUCACUAUGCAGUCAUUGAAACCAUGUCGGCUUGCUUCCACUGGGCAGAGCAACCUCCUGUACAUACACAGAUCUAUGGACAAGCUGGCGUUGGCGGCCGUGACCGGUCCUCGCCCUCCUUCCACUGCGUUUCACCCAUUUCAGCUAGGUCACAGAGCAGAGCCUGAGCAAGAGAUGUGUUUUGAAUGAGCUGACAAAUAUUUAAGGAUUGUAUUGGGGGGGGGUUAGACUGGGGCUUGUAGUUCGGGGCAAGAUACAGAUCAAUGCUGUAAGUAUAUCGAUUGCAUGUUAUUGUCACCGCUGUAACUGCCAUUGUUUUGUUUUCUUUUGAGACAACGAUCGGUUCGGGUGGGGAUGCACAAAACUUUAUCCUAUUUAUGAUUUGUACACAUACAGUGUAUUGUUUCUGCAGAGAUGUUGAAUUUGCUGUUCUUUUAGGAAAAGAUACACUUUUAUGCCUUUUUCUUUGAUGUUCUCUGUCAAUUUUGCAAUAUGUUUUAAUUUGGACCCGUCUCUAAACGAAGAGGAGGAGGAGGAGGUGUUUGUUAGAUCCAUGUCCUAUUUCCUGUGUGUCCUCUUUCCCAGUUAGGUGCGUGAGCGAGCGGAGUGUGUGUUUGUGUGAGAUGUUUAUUGGUUUACCAAAAGUCUUUAUUGAUGGUGAUUAUUAUUGUUGUUAUUAUUAAUAUUAUUAUUUUUAUUAUUAGCUUUUAUUUUGGUCCAUUUAUUAGUUUUUUUUAUUCUGAUUACUAUUAUUAUUAUUAUUAUUAUUGUUGUUAUUAUCAUUAUUAUUAUUAUUAUUCAGGGCAAAGAUGACACCAAAUUGAACAAAGACAUAUUUGUGAUCCCAGACACUGCAAAUGAAGAGUGUCUUUCUUUUGCUGGUGAGGUGGAGCAGCCUGUUUGUCAUCGUUACGCUGUAGUGUCUCUCCAUCUUAUUAAACCACCGCCACCUAAAGAUAAACUGAACUGAGAGUUUAAUAGUAUUUUGUAUUACUGUUAUUAUAUGAUUUUUUCCUUUGAUCAGAUAUCAUGAUCGAUUUAUUUCUUGUUACCCCAGUUUGGGUCAUAAUUUGUGUGCUGUUUUAUUCUUUUCCCUCCAUCCCUUUUAUUUUUUAAUUUGCUCUUUUUUGUGAUUAUUAUUAUUAUCAAUAUUUUUUAUUUUUUCUGGUUUGUCUGAUGCUGUAAUAAUGAGCUGAUUGGUCAAAUACCAGAGCUUUUUUUUUUUUUCUAAUGCUGAGACUGAUGUUGCACUUGCGAUUGGCUCAUUUUGGUUUUGUUUUGUGUUGCAGAUUUGGGAUUGUUGUGCAGAAAGGAAAAUAUUGUGUGUUUUCCUUAUUUUCUUGAAGUCACAGCAGUUAUUUUAUCAAUCAUUAUAGAUCUGUGACACAGAGCAAGAUAAUUAUUCAACAGUGUAUUUUUUUCACUGGUAUUUAUUUAUUGGUUAUUUGUAUUUUUUGUUUGUUCUUAUGUGUAUUGCUUUUUUGUGUGGAGGUCAAGGAGGACCCAAGGUAGAGGAGUAGUUUCUCAUUGGCAUUUUAUCAUGUGUACAGAAAGCAAACUAUUGUAAUCAGUCGUCACACACUAACAGUCUAUGAAGCGACAGACGAUUUAAUUAAGAUUAAUGGCUUUACUCUUGUCAGAUUCUGGACAUUUAUUAUAUCCUUUACUGUUCACCACCUGUAAUUACUAAGAUAAACCAACGGCACCAUGUUGAACUCAUUGCCAAGAACUCAGUUAAAAUUCGUGGAGAGUUUUUAAUCAUUCUGAACUGAACACCAGAUUUCAUCUGAUCCACUAUGACAGUGGCCCGAGUGGCUUGUUGGUAACCUCCAGUCUGUUAGUGAGGCGGGACUCGCCUGCUGGCAUUGGUGGCUGUUGCAUGAGUUUGCUGGUUUGCGGGGGGGGGGGGGGCUCGUCUUUAGUCACCACUGUUACAGAUCAGAGGCUUCUUGUAUGUACGUCACCGUGGAUUUGUUGUCUGACAGUUGUAUCAAUCAACACAGCUUUACUGCCUUUUUCUUUCAGGCUGUAUUUUAUCCCCCACCCCCCAGUCUCAUUUCAAAAAGAAUAAAUGCCAUUAUAUUGUGAAUACCUCAGGAUUUUUUUGGAGAAAAAAAUAAUAAAACACUUAAAAAUGACAUAAAUAAAUAAAAACUCAUAAAAAGUU